This is a messenger RNA of Cyprinus carpio (common carp), 1591 nucleotides long. It is a transcript of the gene insig1, whose product is annotated as insulin induced gene 1. Gene Ontology annotation, biological process: cellular response to insulin stimulus; SREBP signaling pathway; cholesterol biosynthetic process. NCBI's taxonomy places the organism in Eukaryota, Metazoa, Chordata, Actinopteri, Cypriniformes, Cyprinidae. The record is from RefSeq and is a predicted model, not a curated record. Gene Ontology annotation, cellular component: endoplasmic reticulum; SREBP-SCAP-Insig complex.
GCUCUCUGAUUGGCCAGCGCGACUCACCAGACAUGACCGCGCUUGUUUUCUGCAGAGGAAGCGCGCGUGUGGCACUAUUGUACUGUGCAAUGAAAGAGACAGCAGCGUUUCGCGAAGAGAUGAUGUGACCAAACAACACAUCUUAAACCAUCUUCUGUAAGAUUAGCGUUUUGCAAAAUAGCUUUGAAAAGCACCGACGCGCUGCCGUCAAGACAAGGACACUGCCUCCGGAUCAAGGUGGGUUUCCAUCGCCUACACUUUGACUGAGAGCAGUCUGCUUAACGAGUGCCAAAUGCCAAGACUAGAGGAGCACUGUUGGAGCUGCUCCUGUUCAGCCAGUGUGAAGACGCAGGAGCUGUCAAGCGCGCGCUGGGUUGUUUGUAAGACAGCAGAAAUGAUGUCCAUCAUCACCUCAGUGCUGAGCCACGCAUACGGCUCCCUGCACAGCCUCCAGUCCGCCAAUUUAAUUCGACGGGGGCUUGUACUGUUCAUCGUCGGAGUAGUUCUCGCCCUGGUGCUGAACUUACUCCAGAUCCAGAGAAACGUCACAUUGUUCCCAGAGGAAGUGCUGGACACGCUGUUUUCGUCGGCCUGGUGGAUCCCCCUCUGCUGUGGCACUGCUGCCGCUGUGGUUGGUCUCUUGUACCCCUGCUUGGACCAGCAUCUUGGAGAACCGCACAAGUUUAAGCGGGAGUGGGCAAGUGUGAUGCGCUGCAUUGCUGUUUUUGUGGGCAUCAAUCACGCCAGUGCUAAACUGGACUUUGCCAAUAAUGUGCAGCUGUCACUAACUCUGGCUGCCCUGUCUCUGGGCCUCUGGUGGACGUUUGACCGUUCCAGGAGUGGCUUUGGUCUAGGGCUGACCACUGCUUUUCUAGCCACCCUCAUUGCUCAGCUGCUGGUCUACAAUGGCAUCUACCAGUAUACGUCUCCAGACUUCUUGUAUGUACGUUCGUGGCUGCCUUGUAUAUUCUUUUCUGGUGGAGUGACCGUAGGAAACAUCGGCCGACAGCUAGCUAUAGGCUCAACUGAGAAGCCUCAUAAUGACUAAGUGGGUGUCAGAGGUCAUGAAGUGAGCUUUAAAGAGUGCCAAAACAGAGGGCCUUCAAACUGAGACUCUAUAUUGGGUGUUCCUGGUUUCUGUCCAAGCGUAACUUCUGCUCUUAAUUUUACUCCUCCUUAUAAUGAUGCAAGAAAUCAAAGAGCAGGUUGGUCUGAAUUGGCCCGGUGUGCCAUGAACAGCACUUUUGAACAGCCAAAAGAAUCCCCCUGGCAUUCAUUACUACCAUCAGCAUUGUCAUCGUCACAGCUCCUUGCAGUAGUGUUACUGGUAACAUCAGUCUCCUUAUUACCAGGUUGCUGGAGUGCCGCUAUUGGACUGUACAAAGUCAUAACUAGCUUCACUUUCACUGAAGGUGAAAGAGUGAAAAGUAGUGGUGAAGCUUUGUGUAAACGAAUGUUUGUGUGUGUGCUGGUCCCUGUGGAUAAGGCCAGGGAAAAAAAGGUGGUGUGAAGUGCACACUUCACUUGUUUUACCUUGUGCUGGAGAACCGAAAGAGAAAUCAAAGGGAAAAAAAUGUAAGACAAAAAUACC